This is a messenger RNA of Penicillium longicatenatum, 888 nucleotides long. Its product is annotated as class II aldolase/adducin family protein. The transcript has 3 exons. The record is from RefSeq and is a predicted model, not a curated record. The annotation marks the transcript as partial. Gene Ontology annotation, molecular function: actin filament binding. Lineage: Eukaryota; Fungi; Ascomycota; Eurotiomycetes; Eurotiales; Aspergillaceae. Gene Ontology annotation, cellular component: cytoskeleton.
ACCGACGACCUCCCGAGGUCAUACAUCAACAUGGCGCCCACCGCUACCGUUCUUCUAAAUGAAGACAGCACCAACGCCGCAUCAGGUGCCCUGGGCCUAGCCAAAGAUGGUCGAAAGCUCAAAAUCCGCUCAUAUCCAAUAUUCGAAACCCUCCUCGAAGAAAGAAACUACCGAAAACAGCACCUGGCCGCAGCCUUCCGCGUCUUUGCUGAUCGAGGAUUCGACGAGGGAGUCGCAGGACAUAUAUCCGUCCGAGACCCCAUCUUGACAGAUCACUUCUGGCUUAACCCGUUAUCCAUGCAUUUUGCCUUAAUUAAAGUCUCGGAUCUGAUUAUGGUGAACGAAGACGGUGAAGUUGUCGAGGGAGACGAACCUAUCAAUGGAGCUGCUUUUGCUAUUCAUUCGGAGAUCCAUAAGGCCCGACCGGAGGUUAAUGCUGCAUGUCAUGCGCAUUCUGUCCAUGGGAAGGCAUUCAGCGCUUUUGGUCGCGAAUUGGACAUGGUUACGCAGGAUUCGUUGCGCUUUUAUAAAAGCCAUGCUGUGUACGCGGAGUUUGGGGGUGUGGUACUGGACCGGGAGGAGGGGAGACGGAUCACAGCGGCCCUAGGGACUGGGAAGGCUGUUAUAUUGCAGAAUCAUGGUUUGCUUACUGUUGGUGGAAGCAUUGACGAGGCGGCGUUCUGGUUUAUCAGUCUGGAUAAAACUUGCCAUGCACAGCUUCUUAUCGAUGCAGCUGAGCUGGGUAGUGGUCAUAAGCGGAAGAUUAUCAAUGAUGAGGAGGCGGAGUUCACGUCGAAGCAAGUUGGGGGUCCGGAGAAAGGGUGGUUGGCAUUCCAGCCUUACUAUGAUGAGAUCGUUGCAAAAACAAAUGGUGGGUUUUUACUGUGA